Phlebotomus argentipes is the source of this 669-nucleotide messenger RNA. It is a transcript of the gene Naa20A, whose product is annotated as N-alpha-acetyltransferase 20. The transcript has 3 exons. Bases 97 to 621 code for a protein of 174 amino acids. Gene Ontology annotation, biological process: N-terminal peptidyl-methionine acetylation. Gene Ontology annotation, molecular function: protein-N-terminal amino-acid acetyltransferase activity. Lineage: Eukaryota; Metazoa; Arthropoda; Insecta; Diptera; Psychodidae. The record is from RefSeq and is a predicted model, not a curated record. Gene Ontology annotation, cellular component: NatB complex.
UUGACACCAGCUGGCGCUGCCGGGCCGCAUUUUGACAUCUCUUCGCCGGAAAUUCUCGCGGUGCACUGACGGAUUCGCCGGCAUCUUCCUCCAGCAAUGUCUGUCCUCAGGCCCUUCACGUGCAACGACAUGUUCCAUUUCAACAAUGUCAACCUCGAUCACCUGACCGAAACCUACGGAUUGUCCUUCUACAUGCAGUACCUCUCCCAAUGGCCCGAAUACUUCGAAGUCGUGGAGUCGCCUCUGGGCGAGAUUAUGGGGUACAUCAUGGGAAAGUCCGAAGGACAUCUCGAAAACUGGCACGGUCACGUAACUGCUCUCACUGUUUCCACAGACUACCGCCGCUUGGGUCUCGCUGCCACCCUCAUGAAGUUCCUCGAGGAUGUGUCCAACAAGAAGAUGGCAUUCUUCGUGGAUCUCUUCGUGCGAGUCAGCAAUAAAAUUGCCAUCAACAUGUACUCCAAUUUGGGCUACAUAAUAUACCGAACCGUGCUGGAUUACUACUCUGGCGAUCCGGAUGAAGAUGCUUUCGACAUGCGGAAGUCCCUGGCAAGGGACGAGUACAAGAAAGCGAUGAUCCCUCUCUCCCACCCCGUCGUGAGAUCUGACGAAGUUGAAUAAUAAAUUAUUGUGCAGAAAGUAAGCUUCAUAAAUAGUUGUAAUUUGUGU